AUGCCUGAGGAAAGUACGCAAGACGCAUCAAGCUCCCCCGAUUCCCCCGCUGACAGUCUCAGCAAUAGCGAGGGAGAGCUCGACAGACAACCGAAAAGAUGUGGGAGGAAGAGACGACCAAGCAGCAAAAACGGGGAGGAUUCCGAUAGCCCGACCCUGGGGAAAAGGGGCAAAAAGUCUAGUAGCAGCAGCCCGCGGUCUUUCGAAGAACUACAGACACAGCGAGUCAUGGCCAACGUACGUGAGCGACAGAGGACGCAGUCACUGAACGAAGCCUUCGCUGCACUGAGGAAAAUUAUACCCACCUUGCCCUCAGACAAACUGAGCAAAAUCCAGACACUUAAACUUGCCGCCAGGUAUAUUGAUUUCCUCUGUCAAGUUCUACAGAGCGAUGAACUGGACUCGAAAAUGUCCAGCUGUAGUUAUGUGGCCCAUGAGAGAUUAAGUUAUGCAUUCUCUGUAUGGAGAAUGGAGGGCGCCUGGUCUAUGUCUGCAUCUCACUAA
This is a messenger RNA of Chanos chanos (milkfish), 504 nucleotides long. It is a transcript of the gene twist1b, whose product is annotated as twist family bHLH transcription factor 1b. Gene Ontology annotation, molecular function: protein dimerization activity; RNA polymerase II transcription regulatory region sequence-specific DNA binding; DNA-binding transcription factor activity, RNA polymerase II-specific. Lineage: Eukaryota; Metazoa; Chordata; Actinopteri; Gonorynchiformes; Chanidae. The record is from RefSeq and is a predicted model, not a curated record. The transcript has a single exon. The coding region runs from base 1 to 504 and encodes 167 amino acids. Gene Ontology annotation, biological process: developmental process; regulation of transcription by RNA polymerase II.